Molecule: messenger RNA, 1092 nt
Organism: Vigna unguiculata (cowpea)
Lineage: Eukaryota; Viridiplantae; Streptophyta; Magnoliopsida; Fabales; Fabaceae
Source: RefSeq, a predicted model, not a curated record
AUGGUUUACGGCGGUGGUGGUGGUGGUGGUGGUGGUGGUGGCAGUGGUGGUGGUGGUGGUGAUGGUGGUGGUCGUGGUGGUGGUCGUGGUGGUGGUCGUGGUUGUGGUGGUGGGGGCUGUGAUGGUGGUUAUGGCAGUGGUGGUGGUGGUUAUGAUGGUCGUGGUUGUGGUUGUCACAGUGAUGGUGACUGUGGUGAUGGUGAUGGUGGUGGUUGCAAUGGUGGUGGUGGUGGUGGUGGUAGUGGUGGUGGUGCUAGUGGUGAUGGUGGUGGUUGUGAUGGCCGUGGUGUUGGUUGCCAUGGUGGUGGUUGUGGUGGUGGUGGAGGUGGUGGUGGUGGUAGUGGUGGUGUUGGUGGUGGUGGUGGUGGUCGUGGUAGUGGUGGUUGUGGUGGUCGCUGUGGUAGUGGUGGCCAUGGUGUUGGUGGUGGUGACUGUGGCGGUGGUAGUGCUAGUGGCCGUGGUGGUGGUGAUAGCCAUGGUGGUGAUGGUUGUAGUUGUAAUGUUGGUUGUAGUGGUGAUGGUGGAGGUGGUCGUGUUGGCUGUGGUGGUAUUGGUGGUGACCCUGGUUGUGACUGUCGUGGUGGUGCUAGUGGGGCUGCAAUGGUUGAGGUGGCCGUGGUGGUGGUUGUGCGUUUCGUGGUGCUUCCAUGGUGGAUUGUUCUAGUUCAUUUUAGUUGUAGAUCUGGAGUUGUUUCGCUGGCAGAGAUGAAGAAAUGGUUUAUCUGCUUGCGUGGAGGAUGCGCUGUGGAGAAGAUGGAAAACGAUGGUGGCGCUACCAUAGAGUGCGCGAGGUGCAGAGAUAAUGGAGACUGGAUGCAAAGUUGCUGCCAUGGUUUCCAGGUGAGAUCCGUGAAUGGCACAAGUGCGGUGGUGACGCAGGUGUUACGGUGGAUCUGUUGCAGGUUGGCUGCUGUGUGGUCUUCGGCAUGGUGCAAAGGGCGUGGAGUUAUGGUGGCCGGCAAUGGUGUAGGUGUAGGCGGUGGCAGGUUAGAUGUGCGAAGCUGUUCUACUGUAGAUCUGUGGUGGAAUCGUGGUGGCCGGCGGCGAGAUUGGCGGCUAGGGUGGCGCUGCCAUGGUGAUGGAAGGAGAUGA